CGCCGGAAGGGGAAGUUUCGCCUUCGAACACUCCCUCGCUCGUCCGAAUUCGGUGGCGCCACGUCCGUCGGUCUCCGCCUUUUGCACCCCGACUGGGGCGGCUUCCAACCCGACACCUUCCCCUCGCCGAGCGGGCCGCGUCGAGAGGGAGCCGGGACGGGGCGUCGAGAGGCUGUGCAGAUCCCGGCCACCGAAGAGAGGAAGAUGUCGGACAUCGGGGACUGGUUCAGGAGCAUCCCGGCCAUCACGCGCUAUUGGUUCGCCGCCACCGUCGCGGUGCCCUUGGUCGGCAAACUCAGCCUUAUCAGCCCGGCCUAUUUCUUCCUCUGGCCUGAAGCCUUCCUCUAUCGCUUCCAGAUCUGGAGGCCAAUCACUGCCACCUUUUAUUUCCCUGUGGGUCCAGGAACUGGAUUUCUUUAUUUGGUCAAUUUAUAUUUCUUAUAUCAGUACUCUACACGACUCGAAACAGGAGCUUUCGAUGGGAGGCCGGCAGACUAUUUAUUCAUGCUCCUCUUUAACUGGAUCUGCAUUGUGAUAACUGGCUUAGCGAUGGAUAUGCAGUUGCUGAUGAUCCCUUUGAUCAUGUCAGUACUUUAUGUCUGGGCCCAGCUGAACAGAGACAUGAUUGUAUCAUUUUGGUUUGGAACACGAUUUAAGGCCUGUUAUUUACCUUGGGUUAUUCUUGGAUUCAACUAUAUCAUCGGAGGCUCGGUCAUCAAUGAGCUAAUUGGAAAUCUUGUUGGACAUCUUUAUUUCUUCCUCAUGUUCAGAUACCCGAUGGACUUGGGAGGAAGGAAUUUUCUGUCCACACCUCAGUUUUUGUACCGCUGGCUGCCCAGCAGGAGAGGAGGGGUGUCAGGGUUCGGCGUGCCCCCUGCUAGCAUGAGGCGAGCCGCCGAUCAGAACGGCGGAGGCGGGAGACACAACUGGGGACAGGGCUUUCGACUUGGGGACCAGUGAAGGAGUGGCCUCUGGCCUGCCCACCAGCCUCUCCACUCAGAUGAAGUUUCCUCCCAGUGCUGGGUAACCCUAUCACCGAGUUCAGCUAACGCUGUUGGACCUGACCCACACUGAAUGUAGUCUUUCAGUACAAGACAACAAUUUUUUUAAAACCUGAAGAAAAAAAAUUUAAGUGUUCCUCAAGUUUCAUGAUUCUCAUUCAAGUCCUUAAUGCUAAGAAGAACAAAUAUCAACUGUGCAAAUUGCAGAACUGACCGUCUUCUCUGGUGUCUUCUCUUCCUUUUCCAGCUGAGUAAUGGGCUUCGGCAGGUGCCGCUCUGCUGGCACCAAGCUGGGCGUCUGGGGUUGGGUCACCAAACCCUUGUCAAAGGGACUCUGACCUCUUUCUUGCGCACACACCUCCCUCCUACUUUUCCCCACCCCCACAUUCUCAGCCAGAGGGAUUGCCCAUAAAACGAUUCUGCCUUUGACAAGCUCUUUUUAUUUAUUGACUUUUGCCAAGGCUUGGCCACGAAGAACUUGCUCACACCAUCUUCCAGCGGCAGAACGGUAACCAUAGGGGAGAAGGCGGAGCACAGAGGAAGAGCCUUCUCAGCUUUUGGAGUUGCUAUGACCUGAUAGCACUUGCGACCAUUUGCCACCUCUUCAGCUGUUUAGAUAGGAAAAAAAAAAAAAACCACUGCUGAGGCAGUGAGGACCAGAUUGAUAUAAUGAAGCCUGAGGAUUGUUGCUGGGCGUGUUUUUGUCUUAGUGAUCAAAACUGUAGUGGAGCUGCAUCUUACACAGGGGCUGGGCUUAAACCAUGGUGGGUCUGAUCCCUUAGUGUCUCGUGUCGGGCAUACUGGCUCUGUGUGUACCCAGAGUAGUGGAUUUGUAUUGUGCUAGUAAGUUCCAAAUCACACUGGCCCCAGGGAGAAGCUCUCUUUGAGAGGCACCUGGGCGUUGAUUCUACUUCAUGCUCAUUCUGGAUAUAUGUUUACUACGUGGAGUGGAGGGGAGAACCUUAAACCCUAUUUAAGUUGUCAUUUUAUUGCAAACCGAGUGCCCCCAGCAGUGUCUAUGUGCUUGAGUUAGUUGUGGGGAAGGUGCAGCUCCUCUGUAUGUAGAUUUAAUUUUAGGAGCUAUUAUAAGCACAUCUAAGUGAAUUUGAGGUUGCAAUGGCUUUAGAAGCAUCUUGUGUUUGAGGGUCUUUUUUAUUUUGAGUCAUCAAGGUACAUCAGACCAGCCUCAGUACGCGCAACUCUUUUUUUCAUAGGUGGACUUCUUCCAUCAGAGCUAGGCUUGUCACCAAAUAGUUUUUUGAAGGCUGUGAUGUUUCCCACGGUUUCUGAUUCUAUGUUUAUAUUCUGACAGCAGACUGCUAGGAGCAGCGUUGAGUGGCCACCAUGCUAGUCAGCUAGAAAAGGCUUUGAACAUUUUGACCAGGAGUUCUGUGCAGGAAGCACUGUGCGCUAACAGUGUGACUCUGCCCCACGCCGAAGCAGGGGUGUGUGUGAUACUAGGAAGUAGGGAUUUGAAAAGAGCUCCUCACAUCUGAAGUGCGUGUGUGUGUGUGUACUUGCUCAUGUUUAAUUUAUAUGAUAAAAUAGGAGGUGUGGAGAAUCUGAACGCUCACUGUCACAUGUUCUGCUGUUGACCUGUGGCCCCAAUAAAAUGCACUUGUAAAAUUUUAGAAGCCCUUCUUCCUGUUACGUCACAGUUGCAGGCACCGUGCCGGAGAUGGGGCGCGUGUCUGUAAGAAGAUUCUCAUGGUAAGUGAGCUCGGCGCUCUUAGACGCCCUCUUAGCAACUCAACUGCCUGAGAGCAGUCGUCUUUCUAAAGGUUACAAGUGUUCUGUAGAAUGCUUCAGUUCCAGGCUUGAUGUUCAUUAAAUUCUUAAACACGUUUAGGAAGCUGAUAAUUUUAUUAAUUUUGUCUGGAUUACCUACCUUUUGGGAAUAAUUUUAGCUAAGCAAGCUAUUUGAGAUUUGAGUUGGCAAGGCGAGACGUGACAGCAAGUUCUCUCUAUGAAUGCAAAAAAAAAUUCCUUAUUUUGUAUAGAGAAAUCCCCUUUUUGUAAUUAAUCCUUUUUAUUGGUAAAAAUUGUAAAUUAAAAUGUACAACUUGA
Molecule: messenger RNA, 3068 nt
Organism: Vicugna pacos (alpaca)
Lineage: Eukaryota; Metazoa; Chordata; Mammalia; Artiodactyla; Camelidae
Gene: DERL1
Product: derlin 1
Source: RefSeq, a predicted model, not a curated record